AAUUUGGGAAAAUAAACAAUUUUUCCAUUGAUUUUCAAUUGUUGAUCGUGAAGAAAAAAAUUCCAAAUUUUAAUCCAAAAAGUGAAUUUAAAGAACUUUAGUUCCAAUGUUUUGGAGAAAUUGAAAAAAAAAGUUUCCAUCGACAAAACAACAACAAAUAAAAUAUUUAUUUCAAUAAGUUUGUUAAUUAUUGAUAAAGAAGAAAAAUGAGCGCAAAUCCGGGUCGUACCAGUUAUCAGACAAAUAUUCAAGCUCAACGCUUCACACCAAGUCCAUUCACAGUAACAAUUCGUUUUAUCGCAAAUUUGCGACUCUAAAUGCGUUGUUGUUUCAUUAACACAUCCUAUAUAAAAAGAAUAAUAAGAGUAAUAUUAAGAACAAAAAUAAAUUAAAGACGAAGGAAAGAUUUCGUCCGAAAUCAAAAAUAAACAAGAAAGUCGAAAAAAUAAAUUUUUGCUUAAGUUUUAAAAAAAAGUAAAGCAUAAAAAUGAGUCUUAGAAAUUUCGUACCGUCAUAUCCGCAACUGUCUGUAAAUCCUCCACCACCACACCAUCAAACACAUCGUGUGCAGGCACUUCCAGUGAGUGUGGCAACGGCCUUACAACAGCAAAUAUCCCAACAGCAACAGCAACAACAACAACAAUCGCAACAAGGUGGACAGAACCAAUCAAACCCAAAUGGUGGUGGUUCAGGAAAUGUUCAGGCUCCCCAGUCUCAUGAGUAUCACGUGACGCAAUGUUUACCCUUUCAGACACCAGGCGGUGCCAAUAUUGCCCCCAACUUUAUCAGACAUAUGUCGAACGGAGGUUUUCCAGCUCCACAUCCACAGAAUCCUUACCAGACACAAGGUCCACCGCAACAACAGCAGCAACAACAACAACAAACAAAUCCUGCCCAGAACUUAUCAAAUUCAGCUCCUCAAUCACAAGGUCGCUUAACAUCUAUGGCGCCACCAACUGCACCUCCUACCCCACCAACACAACAGGGGCAACAACAACAAACACAACAACCCAAUGCAUAUGCCGUACCUCAAGGAUCAGUGCAACAGUCACGAGCUCCACCACAAUAUGCACGUCCGCAGCAGCAACAAGUGCGACGACAACAACAACCAUCGUACAUGUUUCCAACACAAACAAUUCCCCAAUAUAAUUUUGUCAUUCCAACUGGUCACAUUCGCCAAACAAUGCCCAUUUCGGCUCAACACUUUCAGCAGCAAGUCUAUCAAAUGCCACAAUACUACUUUAAUCCACCAACACAGACGUACAGUCAAAUGACAGGACCGCCAGCAAAUGGUCAACGUCAAACGACUACUCCAAAUCCUGGACCAGCAGCAACAAUCGGUCCACCAGCUAAUGAGUAUCCAUAUGUUUAUGAAAUACCACAGGUUAUUCAGCAACAGCCUGCAGCACCACCACAACAAAAGACUGGCACAAAGAAGGCUGGUCCCAAUGCGAUUCAGAUUAUAAAUCCAAUAACAGGGAAGAAUAUUUUCGAAGAGGAUGCACCAGCAUCAGCGAAUAAUGAGGAUAAGACACAGUCACAUCAUCAGCAUUCGCAUCAUCAGCAACAACAUCAUCAUCAUAAUAGUGGAAGCAAAGAAGAUUCUGUUGAGAAGGAAAAUGCAGAGCCACAAACGCCUGUCGUUAGUGCUAUGAGCGAUGGACCAUCAGUUGAUAUUACGCCUAAGCACCAAAUCAGUAAAAAUAAGAGCAGGAAGCCCCCAGAGCCAAGUCCACAACAAUCUCCUGUACAGAGUAGUCAAAGUAGUCAGCCAGCGAUUCCACAACUCGUGGAUCCACCAAAGCCAGUCAAAAUUGAAGCUCCGAAGCAAGAGGUUGAACAACCACAACCAGUUGUGCCGCAUGUAAUAGCUUCAUCGCCUGUGCAAGAUAGUGAAAAUAAUAAUAAUAAUAAUAAUACUAACAUUAACGAUAAUGAUAAUAAUAAUAUUAGUAGUAGAACUAGCACGAGUAAUGUGAAUAUAACGCCAGUAGUAAUAAUGCAACAACCGCAACAGCAAAUCUCUGAGACCACGACUGAAAAGCCAACAACGCCACCACCAUCGUCCGAACAGAAUCAAAUUCCAAAUCAAGUUAGUGAUAUUAAUGAUACAAAUAAUAAUAAUUAUCAAAAAGUCACGUCAUCAUCAUCAUCGACGCCGUCGAAUGAGAUUGAGGAGGAAAUCAUUAAUGAACAAAUUGUAAAUGACAAUGAUGAAACUGAUCGUGCUGUGGUUGCUGAAGUGCCACAGGAUACAAAUAACAAUUCAACAGAGACUGAAGAAAAAGGUGCAAAAAUUGAGAGUCUCAUUCAGUAUGUAGAUGAUCAAUGGAGUCCAGAAAAUCCAGCUGGUAAGAAAUAUUACACUCGUGAUCAGCUUCUCAAGUUGAAGGACGCACUUGCUGUUGCACCAGUUGAUCUUCCCGAAGGCGUAUCUAAUACAUUGAUGAAAUUCAAUAAGGAAUACUUGACCAAUACCCUUAAUCAACAAUUGGGAUUGAGAAUGCCUUUUGAUGCCAUCAAUUCUGUUGCACCAAAAUGGAUGAACACACCAGGCGGACGUAGUCCAUAUCCUCCAAAACGACCAAGUCAACAGGGAAAACAACAGAUACCCGGAGGUGGACGACAAGGCGGUCAAUCAGAUCGUCAAAUAAUCAAACUACACUUGAGCCUUCAAGAUGAUGUGAAGCUCAACGAAUCUGAAAAUGCAUGGAAACCAACGCAUCUUAAAAAGAGACCAGACAUGAACGAAGAAGAACGCGAGACAUCUGAUGUACUCAGUAAAUUCCGUUCAAUGCUCAAUAAACUCACUGCCGAGAACUUUGAUGUGCUCGUCGAGCAAGUCAAGACAUAUAAAAUUGACACAAUGGAGAGACUCGAUGGGGUCAUCGGUCUUCUCUUUGAAAAAGCAAUUUCUGAGCCAAAGUUCGCACCGACAUAUGCAAACUUGUGUAAUGAGAUUGCAAACAUUCAAACCGUACAGACGAAUGCCGAUCAACCUCAAGAUAAGCAAUCCAAGAAGAAUUCAUUGAAGGUUAGAUUAAUCACGCAAUGUCAAAAGGAAUUCGAGAGAAACAAGGAAGAUUCAUUGGAAUUUAGAGUAAUUGAAGACAAAUUACGAGAAAAUGAAAAUGAGCCUGAUCAGCAGAAGCGAGAAGAGAGAAAGGCAGAACUAGAAGAACAUCAUUACAGACUUCGUCAACGUGCCAAUGGAACAGUCAAAUUUAUUGGUGAACUGUACAAGAUUGAAAUGUUGACAACAAAGAUCAUGAGAACAUGUAUUGAAAUGUUGUUGAAUGAAGCUACAGAAGAGAAGGUCGAACGUGUUUGCAAACUCCUCACAACAAUCGGUGGUAAAAUGGAAGCCAGUGAAGGACGCAGCUCACUCCAGAGGUACUUCAAUAUCCUCAAUGAAAUGACACAUCCAGCACACAAAUCCAUUCGAUCAUCACGUAUCAAGUUUGAAAUUCAAAAUCUUCAGGAUCUUCGUAGUAAUAACUGGAAGGCUCGUCGACAAGACCUUAUCCCAAAAACUAUGGAUCAAAUGGUAUGGGAAGCCGAACAGGAGCAAAUGAUGAAUAAUUAUCAAAAUAGACAGAGUGCUAAGGAGGACAGACAGAGGGGCAAUCAAGGCUAUAACAAACGCCAACAGCCCCAACAAGACAGCGAUGGCUGGUCAGUCCAACAAAAUACAAAGUCACGCAAUCAACCAAUUCAAUUGAAUAAAAUUUCACUUCCAUCGAUGAGCGAUAGCUCAGCAAAAUUAGGAAAUGCUUCACAAUUCCAAAACUUUAUGAUGCAAACAAAUAAAUUUGCAGGCUUAACAGUUGAUGGAGAUAGUGAGAUGCCACCACGAUUUAAUUCAGGUUCAAAGAACUCAUCAAUGGAGCGUGGUGAUCGUGGAUCAAGAUUUUAUAAUAAUGGUGGUGAUAAUAAUCGAUAUGGUGGACGUGGAAGUAGUAAUCAAGGAAGUCGAAAUUCAUCACAAAUUCGAUCACGUGAUAAUUCUGGAUCACGUGGUGGAAAUGGAGGUCCAUCAAGGUCCCUUCAACCACCACCACCACGUCAUCAACAACCGAUUGGUGCAUCAAUGAGCUUCAGUGGCACAGCACCAAUGAAGAAGCCAAUAUCACCAAUUGUUUUGACUGAAGAGGAAGUUGAUAAGAAUGUUAAGGAACUUGUAACAAUUGUAGAUCUAUACAGGGAUGAUAAAUUGACAGUUGAUGCUGCUAUUGAAAAGGCACGUAAGCAUGCCGCUAAUAAGGAAGUACUCGAAGCUAUUUACAAUAAAUUCCUUGAUCGUAAAGACAAUGAUCGUGAGAAUCUCAUGAUGAUUGUUGUCGAGAUGAUCAAAAAUAAGCUUGUUGCUCGUGAUGACAACAAGCAAGCCCUUUAUAAAGUCAUGCAAUUCGCACCCGAUAUUCAAUGUGAUGUACCGCGUGUUUAUGAAUAUAUUGCUCAAUUUAUGGGCGAAUUAUUAAUUGCAAACGUACUGACCUUCCAAGAAGUAUAUCAUGUCAGCCAAGCAGACGAAUGUGACAAGGAAAAUGUUUUACGAUUCAUUUUUACGACAGUCGAAAAACGACACAGCGCCAAUAAACUUCAAUCGAUUGUUGCCGAAACAAACUGUGAUUUAGGCCAAUUUAUUAAGGAUGGUAAUUUUGGACGGUGGUUAGAGACUAAUAAUUUCACAAGCAUGGUGCGGCGUGGCACACGUGGUAUUGCUGAUGUAAUGCAACAGAUGAAGAGAAUGCUGCAAGAAAAGAGCAGCAAUGACAAUAUUAUGGAUUACAUUCAAUCAACAGACUGCACGAAAGAUCCAAACUUUAUUCGUCAACUAACCACAAUUGUGAUGGAAUUCUGCUGUGAUGAGUACUCAACGGGACAGACACAGCCAUCAUACAAGUUGAAUAAUGUUAAAUUAGAGUCACUUUCCCUUCUCCUUCAACGAUAUAUCGAUAAUGAAAUUAAUCGUGAAUUGCAGUGCAUUUAUGCAUUGCAGCAUUUUGCCUUUGUCAGGGAAUAUCCACCUGGUCUUCUAAACUCAAUAUUUGAGGUUUUAUAUGAUAAUGAUGUACUUUCGGUAGAAGCAUUUGAGAAAUGGAAGAACUCCGAUGACCCAAGUGAAAAUCAAGGAAAAGGUGUUGCAGUUUGCAGUACACGACAGUUUUUCACAAAAUUAGCCGAAGAUGAAGACGACGACGACGAUACUGGAAGUAAUUAAGCAAAAAAUGAGAAUUUUUUUUAAUAAAAUUUUGUGACAAAUUUUUUUGUUUGAAAAUCGCACUGGAAAAAAAAUAAAAGUUAUUUUGAAAAAAAAUUAAAAUAAAAAACAAGUAAAAAGAAGAAAAAUUGCGACUGUGAAUUUUUUUUUUGGAAAAGUGAAAACAUAAAAAAACUAAACGUUUAAAAAUUCAAACGAAUCUUAGAGUUAAGUGGACUUAGGAAAUUUAUAUAAAAAAAUAUAAAAAAUUUAUUUAAGCGAAAAGUGAAAAAAUAAAGUUUUUUUGUAUAGUGAAUAAAAGAAGGAACUUUAAAAGAAAGAAAACAGAACUGAAAAUAUUUUCAAAGAAAAGUGAAAAAAAAAAACAAUUUUUUUUUGUAUAGAAUAAAAAAUUUAAAUGCAGAAAUGAAUUUUCUAAAUUAAAAAUUUUGUGCUAAAAACAAAAACAAAAAACAUGAACUGAAAAUUCAAAAAAGUGCGAAAUAGAAUAUAAAAAUUAUUAAAAACUAGAAAAUACUUCAAAUUUUCUAACGCGAAAAAUAGAAGAAAAUUACAAUUUAUUUUAGGAUAGAGAGAAGAAUGAUUCCCGAGCAGUAUGUGCUGGUUUAGUGAACUUUUGGAAUUUUGUAGACAUGAAAAAAUUCAGGAACUCUCAUUUAUUGAUUUAAUGGCUAAAUAUAGUAAAUAUCGGUAUUUUAAGCCUAAGAUACCUAGAUUUCCCAAUAUUAUGUCAUUAAUAUGUCUAGGUUGAGUAAAGUUUGAUUAUAGACUCUAAUUGAGUGACUUUUAAUAAAGCAAUCCAAACAUCAACAUUCCAGCAUGUGCUGCUCGGGAGUCGUAGUGUCAAUAAAAUUAGAAACCUAAAAGUGGAUAUCCGAUGAGUCAUUUUGUUCUCUCUAUCUUCCACUUUACAUAAAAAUAGUGAAAAAUUUUGUAAAAACGCAUUUUGUGGCAAAAAAUAGUGAAAAUAAUGGAAUCUUUAAAUUGAAAAAAAAUAACUGAAACUCAGAUGAAAAAUAAAAAUUUUAUAAUUUUGAAUAAUUCAGUUUUAAAAUAAAAAAAUUCAUUUUUAGUUGAAUUGAAAUAAAAAAUAUUUUACUGUUAUUAUUUUUAUGUUCCUUUAUUAAUAAAAUCAAUAUUAGUUAAGGGGAUGUUAGUUGAUGUUUAUUAAAGCUUAUUCAUAUCCAGCAUACAAGGAACUGCUGGAGACAUAUUUAUUUUCAACUUUACUUGACUUUUAUUCAACUUAAAGAAUGCACUAAUUAUGAUUUUCGACCUCCCAUUCAGUGCCACAAAAUGUUGAAGAAAAUAAAAGAAUAAAAAUUUCCCAAAAUGAUCUUUUGAAGCCUUAAUCGUCCGCUAGUCUCACAUAUAAGCUGCUUUACAUGCUGAACAGAACAUAACUUUGAAAAGACACAGAAUAACGGCAUUGGACUAGUGUCAAGCUGGCGUUGGGUUGAUUUAUUCAAAUUGUAUCCACGACAGUCUUGUGCCUUAUUAAAGCUCCUUAUAACUUGAGUAUAUUGACGAUUAAGGCUUCAUUUGAUUAAAUAUAUCAAAAUUGUUUAAAAACGUUUGGAUUAUAAAGUUAAAUGGCUGUUCUUGAUCAGUUUUAAGAAGCUCAUCAUCUUUAGGAACUAAGUUUGGUACGUCUUUUUUCAUAAGUAUCAACUUUUGACUAUUAACUGGUUUAUCAGCUAUAAAACAUGUCAAUCUUAAUUGUUUGUUGCUAUGGAUUAUAAAGAACAAGAAAAGCACCAGCAAAUGUCAGAAAAUGGCAUUGACAGUGACUUCUCUGUGUUGGUGUCGACUGCUGGUGUCAAAAUAUUAAGAACAAGUGCAGCAUAGUAUGAACAUGCUUACUGCUGUAUUUCGAACAAUCAAGAUGUAUCCAAGAACAAGAAAUCUUAAAAGUAAUCAAAAGCAGUCAUUUAACAACCAAAAACCUAUCCAAAACUACACAGAAUACCCAAUAAAAGAAAAAAAAACUCUAAAAAGUGAAAUUCCCAUCCAAAAAUACAAAAACUAUAAAUUUAAUAAACAAAAUUAAAUAAAACUUAGCUACACAAGAUGAUAAAUAAAAAAACGCAUGUAAGAAGAAGAAAAGUUUUUAUAAAAAAAUCGUCGAUUUAAAAAGCAAAAAAAAGUGAAAAUUAUAAGAAGAAUGUAAAAAAAAUUCUCUUUUCUUCUCUAUUUGUUUUUAUAUUGAAAAAGGAAAAAAACUUGUAAAUAAUUAAAAAUGCAUUAUUAUCUUUAUUAAAUUUAUUAUUAUUUCAAUAUUAUCACUAUUAUUAAUAUUAUUUGUUUGUUUGUAAUAUCGUCCUAAUUAGGAUUAAAAAGAAGAAAAAAAUAAAAAAAAAUUAGAAUUUUAAUAAAUAAAAAUGAUGAAAAAUUGUCCAAUUGUGGAUGAAAUAAAAUUUGGAAAAAUCUUCCUGAAUGUUGUAUGGAAGAUUCGUAAAAAUUUGCAAAAAGAAAAUUUCAAAAAUUCCAUAAAAAAUUCAAUUUUUAAACUUGAAAAGUUGAUUUAUUUUU
Messenger RNA from Chironomus riparius, 7756 nucleotides. The record is from the annotation of a GenBank genome assembly. Lineage: Eukaryota; Metazoa; Arthropoda; Insecta; Diptera; Chironomidae.